Messenger RNA from Coregonus clupeaformis (lake whitefish), 1363 nucleotides. RefSeq names its product transmembrane and coiled-coil domains 1 (gene tmco1). Gene Ontology annotation, cellular component: endoplasmic reticulum membrane; cytoplasm; endoplasmic reticulum. The record is from RefSeq and is a predicted model, not a curated record. Bases 159 to 725 code for a protein of 188 amino acids. The transcript has 7 exons. Gene Ontology annotation, molecular function: calcium channel activity. Lineage: Eukaryota; Metazoa; Chordata; Actinopteri; Salmoniformes; Salmonidae. Gene Ontology annotation, biological process: endoplasmic reticulum calcium ion homeostasis.
CCGGAAGUUGCUCCCGUAUUCGUGACGUGUUCUUGUAAGUAGUAUUUGCAGUUGCUGCUGACUGAUCAAAUUCCACACUCAAAUGCGGCGAGGGUUUGCUGAUAAAUUAUAGCCACAAUCAGUACAAUAGGAAAGGGAUCUUGAUACGACCUACAAAAAUGACAACCAUGUUCGCAGACACUAUUCUUAUUGUGUUCAUCUCUGUUUGCACAGCUCUGUUAGCUGAGGGAAUUACAUGGGUGCUGGUGUAUCGUACUGCGAAGUACAAGAGUCUGAAGGCAGAGGUGGAAAAGCAAAGCAAGAAAUUGGAGAAGAAGAAGGAAACCAUUACAGAAUCUGCAGGACGUCAACAGAAGAAAAAGAUUGAGAGACAAGAGGAGAAACUGAAGAACAACAACAGAGAUCUAUCCAUGGUACGAAUGAAGUCCAUGUUCGCCAUUGGCUUCUGUUUCACAGCGUUGAUGGGAAUGUUCAACUCCAUCUUUGAUGGAAGGGUGGUGGCCAAACUGCCAUUCGUCCCACUGUCCUACAUUCAGGGCCUUUCCCAUCGCAACCUUCUGGGCGAGGACUUCACUGACUGCUCCUUCAUCUUCCUGUACAUUCUCUGCACCAUGUCCAUCAGACAGAACAUCCAGAAGAUGCUGGGUCUGGCCCCCUCCAGAGCUGCCACCAAGCAGGCUGGAGGUUUCUUGGGACCCCCUCCCCAGGCAGCUAAGUUCUCCUAAGCACCAAGCACACGGGUGGCGUUCCAGGCUGACUACAUUACAGUCCAAUGGUUGUGUGCCGUGUCAUCGAGUGCGCAGCCGAGCAUCAGAUGCUGUAUCAUAUAAUGUGGUUUUUGCAAUGUAGUCUGCCUAGAACGUGGCCAGUGUCUUCAGUCCUAUUUCUACACUGUGACUGUCUGGCCACAGAGAGAAGUUAGGGGACAGCCCCCUCAUCUGUUCAGAGAAUGACAUUGCUGUCACAAAGAUGGAUGGGACGACUCUUUGGAUGCAUUGAAUACCAUCAGCAGCUACUGUAUCAUUAAUUCAUUACCUGUACCCACUAUUUCAUUGAAGUUUGUAGUAUACCUGGUUUGACCCUUUUUUCCUGUUUUUGUUGCUUUUUAGAUCGAUUAGUUUGACAUAAAAGUAGCUAUGAUUGUCAGUAUAAAUGAUUUACAAAAUGUUACAAAAGUGUGAAGAAUAUCCUGUGUUCAGAUAAACAUUGUGAUAAGAUGCUAAACAAAGAUCGUAUGAGAUUGGAAUAAAUUAAGCAGAACUGGGAGUGGAUUGGCUGUUUGGUUCAUCAGUACAUUAUGUGAUUACCUGGCUGUGUAGUAUUUCAUUUCUUACUAAUUGAAUAAAUGUUUUAUCACAUUUUA